CGGCUCCUGCUAUACGGAGUCUGUGGCAGAUCACACGCACGGACGCGGCAUUGUGGGAAACGCUGAGCAGGCUGUUAUCGGUGGCAGUGGUCGGCGCGAAACCCGUGCUGCUGAGUUCCUCUGUAAAGACAUACUUGUGAAGAGCCAGGAAGAGAGAGGCUGUUUCCACACUCCAGGCAUUCAUGGCUCUGUGUAACGGAGAAUCCAAGCUGGACAUCAGUGGAGAGACCAAAGUCAGCUCUUGUCGUUACGAUGGUGCGGUGGUCAUCCUAGAUGCUGGGGCGCAGUAUGGAAAGGUGAUUGAUCGACGUGUGCGUGAGCUUUUCGUGCAGUCAGAGAUCCUGCCUCUGGAGACGCCGGCAUUCGCCAUUGAAGAGCAGGGCUUUCGGGCUAUUAUUAUAUCAGGCGGUCCAAACUCUGUUUACGCAGAGGAUGCUCCAUGGUUUGAUUCAGCUAUAUUCAAGAUUGGCAAGCCUGUCUUGGGUAUCUGCUAUGGUAUGCAGAUGAUGAAUAAAGUUUUUGGAGGCACAGUGCACAGAAAGAGUGUCAGGGAGGAUGGUGCCUUUCACAUUGUCGUUGACAAUUCCUGCUCUCUCUUUAGGGGUCUUCAAAAGGAGGAGAUGGUUCUGCUUACCCACGGAGACAGUGUGGACAAAGUAGCUGAUGGCUUUAAAGUUGUGGCCACAUCUGGGAACAUUGUUGCAGGCAUUGCCAAUGAACAGAAGAAACUGUAUGGGACACAGUUUCACCCUGAAGUGGACUUGACAGAAAAUGGGAUGGACAUGCUGAAAAACUUCCUGUUUGAGAUAGCUGGGUGCAGCGGCAAUUUCACAGUUCAGGACCGCCAGUUGAGUUGUAUUCAGGAGAUCCAAGAGAAGGUCGGGAAGUCCAAAGUCCUGGUGCUUGUGAGUGGAGGGGUUGACUCUACAGUGUGCACAGCCCUCCUGAACAAGGCAUUGAAACCGGACCAAGUGAUCGCUGUGCACAUUGACAAUGGAUUUAUGAGGAAACGGGAAAGUCAGAGUGUGGAGGAGGCUCUGACAAAGCUUGGUAUCAAUUUAAAAGUGGUGAACGCUGCACAUACCUUCUAUAACGGCACAACAACCCUGCCAAUCUCUGAUGAAGACCGCACACCCAGGAAACGCAUCAGUAAAACACUCAACAUGACCACAAAUCCCGAGGAGAAGAGGAAGAUCAUCGGAGACACAUUUGUCAAGGUAGCCAAUGAGGUGAUUGGGGAGAUGAACCUGAAGCCAGAGGACGUGUUUCUUGCACAGGGCACGUUGAGGCCUGACUUGAUUGAGAGCGCCUCAAUCAUCGCCAGCGGCAAGGCUGAGGUCAUCAAAACGCACCAUAAUGACACAGAGCUCAUCCGCAAGCUCCGGGAUGAGGGUAAAGUAAUAGAACCAUUGAAGGACUUCCACAAAGAUGAGGUGCGAGCCCUUGGCAGAGAACUUGGACUCCCAGAGGAGAUAGUCUGUCGACAUCCUUUCCCUGGUCCUGGCUUGGCCAUCCGAGUUAUAUGUGCAGAUGAGCCUUGCGUCUGCAAAGACUUUACCGAGACCAACAACAUCCUUAAAAUCAUCACAGACUUCUCUGCCAGUGUCAAAAAGCCUCACACACUCCUCCAGAGGGUCAAGUCGUGCAUAUCAGAUGAAGAGGAGGAAAAGAUGAUGCAGAUCACCAGCCUUCAUUCACUCAAUGCCUUCCUUUUGCCCAUCAAGACAGUGGGCGUCCAGGGUGACUCACGAUCAUAUAACUAUGUGUGUGGAAUAUGCAGUAAAGAUCCCCCCCACUGGGAGUCCCUGAUGUUCCUAUCCAGGCUCAUCCCACGCAUCUGUCACACCAUCAACAGAGUGGUGUAUGUGUUUGGGACACCAGUGAAGGAGCCACCCACCGACAUCACCCCCACCUUCCUGACCACAGUCGUACUGAGCACGCUCAGACAGGCCGAUUAUGUGGCCCACUCUAUCCUGAGGGAGUCUGGUUACUCCCGUAAAAUAAGCCAGAUGCCUGUGAUUCUGACACCGCUGCACUUUGACCGGGACCCCCAGCAGAAGCAGCCCUCGUGCCAGCGCUCUGUGGUCAUCAGGACCUUCAUCACCAGCGACUUCAUGACCGGCAUCCCGGCCACGCCCGACAACCAAAUCCCUGAAGAGGUUGUUAUGAAGAUGGUGAAUGAGAUCAAGAAGAUCCCCGGCAUCUCAAGGGUAAUGUUUGACCUGACCUCCAAGCCCCCAGGAACCACCGAGUGGGAGUAGAUCAGAGGUCCAUCUGUACCCACCCCCACCCCCGCCCUCCCUGACAGUGAUCCGCAGCGAUCGGAACAUUCCCUACGACGGCAGGCUGUACUGUGAUUAGCGCACACCAGGAGCCGCUACCUUUAUGCACCUCCUCCUUUUUGGGGUGUGGGGGGUGGUUGAAAUGUUGAAUAAAAAAAAAAAGGUUUGUUGUUAUUAUUGCUAUUAUUGUUAUUGUCGACAAUGACGAUAACUUUCUAUUUUUAUUAAGUUCUCCCUAUGUAACAAAGCAUUGUCCUUUUUAGCUUCUGAUUUCUGAAAGUGGUGUAGGUGUAUAUUGAUAGAUGGGAGAACUGAGAUGCAGGAAGGUUGAUUGCCUCCUAUGUUGUCUAGCGCCUCCUACUGGUGCAUCAGAUAAAGCAGCCCCAGAAUGUCACAGGGUCGUUUCAGCGUUAUAUACCCAUGGAGCUUAGCAGCAUCAGGGGCCAAACAAAAGCCUCAUUUGUUUUUUUUAAAGUUGUGGCCAAACAACAGUGAGAUGACUGUCAGGUCAUUCAGAGGAUCUUCACGCUCUGGCCAUCACUUCUCAUGGCUCUGUGUGCCUGGCCUGACCUGGCCUUUUUACCCAUAACACCCCUCAGACAGUAGAGGCCCGGCAUGGUGACGUGACCAAUCAACUUUUUUUUCGUUAUUUUUCUUAAAUAAAAAAAGAAGACCCAUCGGUCUGUAAAAAGCUUCAGUUAACUGUUUUGCCAAAUUCUAUUGACAAUGUCGUAUCUCGGGCAGAGGAAGCUCGUCCUCAGAGAGCGACUCUGAUCCUGUGAACAACAGGUGUGUGUGUGUGUGUGUGUGUGAGUGAAGGAAACCCCCCAUUCCGAGGGUCAUCCUAGAAUUUGUGCCUCUUUCCUCUUUUUCUCUUCUUUUUUUUUUCUUCCUUUCUUUCUUUCCCUUAUUCAUUUGGGGACUAAAGCCAUCCCCAGUGGAGUUAGUGACUAACAUUUUCAUGCUGCAUUUUUUUUUAAAGUUGAAAAAGAAAGCUGUGUAGAUAUUGAGUAGGGGAGAAUAGCGACAGACUCAUUGGUGUGUACUCAUUAAAACAUAAUCAUGGCCAACGGUUUCACCGCCUUGGCAACAUUUUGCACAUUUUAAUGGCAUCAUCUGUGUACCCAUAAGCCUUUGUGCUUUUUUGCAUCUAGAGAAAUAGCGUGUCCAAUUACUCAAUAACUCACGUGGCGGAGACUGAAGGAGAGAGUGUUUGCUGUCUCCUCUGUGCAGCAGGACUUUUUCCUUCAUCCUGAGGUCAGAACGGGUGAAUGAAAUAUUUCUAACUUAUGGCCAGCUUGGACACUUGAGGGGGACUGUGGGAACUUGUCUUUGUACCCCAGUGAAGAUGUUCCCACCAUGAUCCUAGUGCUGGCCUGCUCAAUGGACAAAUCACAGAUCCACAGACCCCCUCACCUGAAACUGCUGUAGAUAGAUGUUGCAGUAUUAGUGGUGAUAUGAAUAACAUGCUAGGUAUUUAUUGUCUGUAUGUUUUUUCAGUUUUUAUCUCGAACUUUUUCGGUCACAAUGGCAAAGAACCAUGCAAGAUCAGUUUUGUUCAUUGUCUUAAUUGCAAACAGUUGUUCUUAAUGUUACCUGGUGUCGCCUUUUUACAUGUAUAUUUUACAGAAAAUAUGUUUAAACAGAAACACAAAACUAAUAGACAAUUAAGUAGUUGGGUUGAACUGCAAUAUGGAAUAAUAUUCAGUUUAAUUUAUGCAAUUCCUGGUUUUGGAUUUAUUUUUUAAAGAACAAUGCUUUUUUCCCUUUAGUAUUGUGCCUCAAACCAAGCCACCGCAUGCAGUUUUGAAAAAACUGAAAUUUGUAUAAUGAAAACCAAGCUUUAAUAAAGAAGUUCAUGUUGAAA
Clupea harengus (Atlantic herring) is the source of this 4149-nucleotide messenger RNA. RefSeq names its product guanosine monophosphate synthase (gene gmps). Lineage: Eukaryota; Metazoa; Chordata; Actinopteri; Clupeiformes; Clupeidae. Gene Ontology annotation, molecular function: GMP synthase activity; ATP binding; GMP synthase (glutamine-hydrolyzing) activity. The record is from RefSeq and is a predicted model, not a curated record. Gene Ontology annotation, cellular component: cytosol. Gene Ontology annotation, biological process: GMP biosynthetic process.